Molecule: messenger RNA, 1896 nt
Organism: Tinamus guttatus (white-throated tinamou)
Lineage: Eukaryota; Metazoa; Chordata; Aves; Tinamiformes; Tinamidae
Source: RefSeq, a predicted model, not a curated record
AUGGCGGCCGCCGUGGGACUGGCUUUCUCGCCGAAGUCAUGCCCCGGGCGGCGGCUUGGAGGUCUCGGCGUGGCCACUUAUGAAGAAAAAUACAGAUUAAUUCGGAUUGGAAAUCCAGCAUUUUCUACUAGGCUGUUGCCUGUCAGAGGAGCAGUGGAAUGUUUGUUUGAAAUGGGCUUUCAAGAGGGAGAAACUCACCUGGUUUUCCCUAAGGAAGCAUCGAUUGAACAGCUACGUAAAGUCAGAGAUUUAAUUGCUGGAGAGAGAAGUAGCAGGUUGAAUGAGUCAAGUCACCUCCACAGAUCAAGACCUUCUGAAACUGCAGCCAGCACUCAGGCAGUUGCACGUCAGCCUUCAAGACCUACUGACCCUGUUCUUGCCCCUGCCCAUCAGCAGCAAGAAACAUCACCUGCACAGCCUCUUGAAAGGGCUGCAGAUAUCUUGAAAAAACUUCAAACAAACUUUCAACAUUUUGUAUUGAUGUAUGAGAAUCCUUCUCUUCAGCAGAAAGCACUAGCUUCAGUUCCCCUCCAAGAAUUGAAAAGGAAGGCUCAGAAAAAGCUGGCACAAGCUACAAUACUGGAUAAAGGUGCGCAUGUGAACGAAGAAGACUUCUUGCUGUUGGAGCUUUUGAGCUGGUUUAAGAAUGACUUUUUUCAUUGGGUAAAUGAGCUUCCUUGCAGCAGAUGUGGUGGGCAGACAGAGCCUAAAGAUAAUGUGGCAGCUAGUGAGGACGAUCUAAGGUGGAAUGCCAGCCGAGUGGAAAACCAUUACUGCAACCAGUGCCAGUUCUCUAAUAGAUUCCCCAGGUAUAAUAACCCAGAGAAACUGCUGGAAACCAGGCGUGGACGUUGUGGCGAGUGGGCUAACUGUUUUACACUGUGUUGCAGAGCUGUAGGGUUUGAAGCUAGAUACGUGUGGGACGUUACAGAUCACGUGUGGACUGAGGUAUAUUCUGCAUCUCAGAAAAGAUGGCUUCACUGUGAUCCCUGUGAAAAUGUCUGUGAUAAACCUCUUCUCUAUGAAACUGGGUGGGGAAAGAAGCUCUCCUACAUAAUUGCUUUCUCCAAAGAUGAGGUUGUUGAUGUCACCUGGAGAUACAGCUGUAAGCACGAAGAAGUGCUCUCUAGAAGGACAGCAGUCAGUGAAGCCACACUACGAGAAACAAUUAACACCCUUAAUAAAAAGAGACAACAAUCUUUGUCAGAAACCAGAAGAAGAGAGCUCCUGGAAAGGACAAUCGUGGAGCUUGUUGAGUUCAUUUCUCCUAAAACCCCUAAACCAGGUGAAUUUGGUGGAAGAACAUCAGGUUCAAUGGCUUGGCGAGUAGCCAGAGGCGAAAUUGGCUCUGAGAAGAGAAAAGAAAUAAUUUUCAUUCCCUCUGAAAAAGAGAAGACAUCUAAGCUCUUUCACCUGACCUACAAUGUGGUAGAAGAUAGUUACACACGGAUUUCAAAUAACAAUGAAAAAAUAACUGGCUGGGAAGCAGGUGUUUGGAAGGCAGAGUCUAUCUGGAGGAAGGUUGAAACAGAUUGGAAAAUGGUUUAUUUAGCCCGAAAAGAGGGGUCAUCCUCUGCUUCAAUCAGCUGGAAGUUUGAGUGCAAGUCAGUCGGUCUAAAAAUAGAUAACAUAUCAAUUAGGACAAGUAGUCAGACAUUUCAAAGUGGAAGAAUCAAGUGGAGGGCGUACUCCCCCACAGCAGAGGUUGCUCUGCUAGGAGAUAAAAGUCUUUGCUCCUAUUCAGAUUUGUCUGGUUCAACAGAAGUAACAUUGGAAGCAAUCCUAAAUGGAGGGGAUGGGCAAGCUGCAUGGCAACAUACCCAGCUCUUCAGGGAGAACCUAGCAGGAAGUGGAGAGAAUUGCUUGGAGGUAAUUAUAAAAUUUGCUGACCUGUGA